GAGAGAGAGGGGGAUGACCAAAUUUACAACAAACCUUUUAUAUUACAUUUAUAUGUUAAAAGAUACAGAAAGUCAGACAAUACAAUAACUUAACUCAGAAUGUCUUAGAAUACCUUUAUUCUUGUAUAUACUGUUUCCUAAUCGAGGGAUGGAAGAGGAAGAAUCUAGCAUAGGGGUAGAUGCCUCGCCUGAUGUUCGAUGAGUCGCAGAAUCCUCCGCCCUCGGUGGACUCGUGUCGCUUUCAUGAUAUGUGUUGCCCUGUCUAUGGAAAAGCGCAUAUAAAUACCACUUGUUGUUUUUUGGAAAGAGUAACCUAUAAAAGGCUGCAGCGGAUUUCCUCGACCAAGUGUCGAAAUAACCAUUAUAUGUUAGAUAUCGAAUUGCCGUAGUUUAAAAUAUGCUGAGGUGUCGUUAAACAUAAUUAUAUUCCUUAAUAUUGCUAAAUAAGCAAUGUGUAUGUCCAGUUCUAUGGCGUAUAUCAAACGUGAGGGUGAUGCAUUUACAUAUUAACAAAAUGGUGAGUCUUAGAAGUCAGAAUUGAUAACAGGUUAAAUGCAUGUGUGUAUGUCUAGUCUAUGACUGUGGGUGUUUUUAACUAUCUAAAAUAUAGGUAUCUUUCAUGCACAGGGUUUAGGGAUGUUCAAAUGAACUUGACCUGCAGCUCAACAACAUAUUUUGCUAAAGAGAACACAAUACGCAAACCCCAGACAUCACCGCCAACAUCAACAUCUACAGAGGUGACUACAAGUGUUUCUGCAGAAUAUUCAUCUGAAUACGAUAUCAGUCAAUUGUAGAUGUCGCUGUUAUCGAGAACUACAAGCAUUCUACUAUAGCAAUGGCUGUUGUGACUGGAAUACUGUUCACUUCACUUAUCACAUUAUCCGGACUUUUCUGUUGGCAUCUCAAAAGACACAGAACGAAGUCCGAAUCUGCUGACCACGAAAUGGUGAACACAGACACCAGGCCAACAGUCCAAGAAAGAAACAUCAGUGAUGCAGUCUACGAAAUCAGUGACCCCAACCAAACAAACAACAUUCCACGCCUUGGUGACAUUUCUCCACAGAGAAACUAUGUUAAUUCUUCAGCAUCUCCUCGCCGCACGCCAGAGCAACAGAGUCCCCGUGGAUCCACGCGUAACGGCAGCUAUGUCAAUUCAGGACGCGAUGGUCAGGAUCACGAUUUAGACUCGUCUAGUAACAGAGAUUAUGUUAAUUCACAAGACAACCAACCAAAUGAAUACGAACACUUGGAUCCAUCUAUGACAUCACAAAAUGUAUAUGAAAAGUUGAAUGAAAAUACUAACAUUUAGGAUGCAGUCAAUGGGCUUCUCUAUGAACAACUGUCAUCUCAAACUGAGAUGUCAAGUGUGGAUGUCAUGAUGUCAUUAUCUACAGCAAACACCUGGAAUCCUUGACCAUUAUAAGUAUAACAGUAUAUGAAUACGACAGUGCAUCUGUCGAACUAGUCUGUUAUUUUUGUUGUGUACGAUUUUGUUUUAAUUAAUGGGAACUGUAGGUGUUAUCAUUUCGUACCAUGUUUUGGUUGUGUUCCCGUGGACAACAGUAUGCAGUAAAUCUAUAUAACCACACACUUUUUAAAUCCCAUUUCUCAAUGGGCUAAACUUCUUUUCUUACCAUUCAACGUCAUGUUACAAGUUAGUUACCGCAAAAGCUGUGGUGUGUUGGGUGUAUACCACCAAAUCCAAUCCCAUAGACGAAAAUAGUAUCAUAUAUGGCUAAACCUCCUACCUGCUGCAUAUCAAUCGGCAUGUAAACCAUGGAUAUAAGUACUAUAUCACCCCUCGCCCUUAAAGUAAACUAGAAAAACAUUGGUGGUUAAGCUGCUCAUUUCAGAAACAACGGGUAGCGUCUAUGAGUACCCUAGUUCCGCAUAAAAUGUUAGUACUGGGUUUUUUACAGGUACCCCAUACAUGUUUCAAGCACAAGGCUACUUCACACAGUGGUAUAGAUGAAAUAAAAUUGCAUACAUUUUUUUUUUAUCAUGAUGAGAUAUUUUUUAUUGCUUAGUCAGUACAUACACUGUCUGACGUAUGAACAAGUAACUAUGAUAGAUUUUGCCUUGCUUGUUAAUAGUUGUAUAUACUUUAGAACUAUCAUAUUAAAAUUGGAAUAUGUUAAUUAAUAUUAAAGUUUGUUUU
Messenger RNA from Gigantopelta aegis, 2158 nucleotides. RefSeq lists its product as uncharacterized. The record is from RefSeq and is a predicted model, not a curated record. The transcript has 3 exons. NCBI's taxonomy places the organism in Eukaryota, Metazoa, Mollusca, Gastropoda, Neomphalida, Peltospiridae. The coding region runs from base 836 to 1309 and encodes 157 amino acids.